Molecule: messenger RNA, 969 nt
Organism: Arachis stenosperma
Lineage: Eukaryota; Viridiplantae; Streptophyta; Magnoliopsida; Fabales; Fabaceae
Exons: 3
Coding region: 1-969 (322 amino acids)
Source: RefSeq, a predicted model, not a curated record
AUGGCGACGAACAGAUGGAGGGCGGUGAUAUCCUGGAGGGAGGUACCAAGAUGGGAGACAGAGGACCCUCAACGUGAGACGUUAGGGGUGGCGUUCCAUCAUCAAGUCUGGUUUUUUAUGGAUAGUGAUUCUAUGAACUUGAUUAGUUGGAACGUGAGAGGAGCCUCUAACAAGAUGUGGCUCGAGUACACUGAACAUUUGGGUUUCACUCCUGUGGGAAUUGUGGAAGCUAGUGGACACAGAGGGGAAAGGGGUGGAAAGAAUUGGGUGUGCAGUGCAGUUUACGGUAGCCCCCAACCGGCGAUUCGUGAAGAUUUGUGGGAACAUCUGUUGGCACUUGGAACUUCUAUACAGGACCCGUGGUUGAUAACAGGAGACUUUAAUGAAAUUUUGCAUUCUCAGAAAGUGAAAGGGUGCCACUUUAAUGUUAAUCGAAGAAAUUAUUUCUCUCACAUUUUAGAUUCGUGUAAUUUGUUUGAUCUGACAAAAGUGGGUAGGAGUUUUACUUGGUUCAGAAAGGUUCAGGGGAACAAGGAGGUAGCCAAGAAGUUGGACAGAGCUUGUAGCAAUAGUAGUUGGAGAUUUAUGUUUCCUGAAGCGUUCACCGAGGUACUUAGUUGUUUGCAUUCUGAUCACUACCCUUUACUCACCAGAUGCCUUGUACUGCCAGUCAGGAAGGGCAGCAGACCAUCCAAGUUCCAAGCUGCAUGGACUACUCAUCCAUCUUAUAAAAGUGUCGUCCAUAAAGCCUGGAAUGGCAACAACACCCACAUUCAUGGCAAGCUUAGAAAGGUGCAAGAGGCUUCUCUGAACUUCAAUUCUCGUGUCUUUGGGAACAUUUUUAUUAAGAAAAGAUCUCUAGAAAGCAAGCUUAAUGACCUCCAAAAAAGAUUAGAAUUUUGUGAUGAUGCAGUUGUCAAAGAAGAGGAACAAAGGUGCAGGGAUGAUUUUAAUUCGGUCCUUCUUUAG